GUUGAAGACUACGUGAGCAAAAAGUUUGCAGAGCUGCAGAGCCCAAACAAAUUCAAAGUAUACUUAGGCCAUGGUGGAAAACCCUGGGUGUCAGACUUCAAUCAUCCGCACUACCUGGCUGGCAGGAGGGCUAUGAAGACAGUUUUUGGAGUUGAACCAGACCUGACGAGGGAGGGAGGAAGCAUUCCUGUUACCCUUACUUUUCAAGAAGCAACUGGCAAGAAUGUCAUGCUGCUUCCUGUUGGAGCUGCAGAUGAUGGUGCCCACUCUCAAAAUGAGAAGCUAAAUAGGUACAACUACAUCCAGGGGGUGAAGAUGCUUGGUGCAUACCUCUAUGAAGUAUCCCAGCUGAAAGACUAACUUAGACACCUUGCCUUCUGGCUUAUGGAUCAGAACUCUGAAUUUUCUUACUAAAUGUCACCAAUCACCAAGUUUUCUAUGGCUCCCCUCUUCCACCAUCACUCCACUGCUUUGGUGGGGGAGAGGGAAGCAUGCAGUUCCACUUGACAAAGAACAUGGUAUACAAAAAAAUUCUUUAAAUGCUUACUUAAAAUGACACAGACUAUUCCUGAUCUGGCCAGCAGUCCUGAACUGCAUCUUUGUCCACUCU
This is a messenger RNA of Mesitornis unicolor (brown roatelo), 610 nucleotides long. Its product is annotated as cytosolic non-specific dipeptidase-like. The annotation marks the transcript as partial. The record is from RefSeq and is a predicted model, not a curated record. Lineage: Eukaryota; Metazoa; Chordata; Aves; Mesitornithiformes; Mesitornithidae. Gene Ontology annotation, cellular component: cytosol. Gene Ontology annotation, molecular function: dipeptidase activity. The transcript is spliced from 3 exons. Gene Ontology annotation, biological process: proteolysis.